AUGGUGCUUGCUUCAGCACCUGUUGUUCUGAUCUUUGGCGCUGGUGCCAACAUUGGCCAGGCCCUCAUAAAGCGGUUUGCUGAGGCAGGUUAUCGAGUAGCUGCGGUCUCUCGCAGCGGAGCGGAACCCCCGGCAAUUACCGACGGCAUUCUGUCCAUCCGGGCAGAUCUUGAGGAGACGUCGGCUCCCACCAGGGUCCUGGGAGUCGUAAAGGACAUUUACAAGGCCACACCCAAGGUCUUCAUCUACAAUGCUGCCCACCAGACCUCGGCGCCGGACCCGAACAACGUUUUCAGUAUUGGCACACAAACACUGAACAAUGACUUGUCAAUCAUGGUCUCGGCCCCUUGGACAGUGGCAACUGCAGCAUUCGAGGCAUGGAGUGCUGAGGAUAAAACUGACGAUGAACAGCGCACAUUCAUAUACACAGGUAACUGCAUGCCUCAGACGAUUAUUCCCAUAGUCCACCUGGCGACUGUAGGAGUCGGCAAGUCCGGAGCAGCCUAUUGGGUUCAAUUGGCCGACGCACUGUAUGGCAAGAAAGGCUUCCGAUUCUUCUUUGCGGAUGAACGGACCGCUGAGGGUAUAACAAUCGGGCCGGUGCCCGGCGCCGAGUCUCAUGCUCAGUUCUAUCUCACUCUGGCCGAGGGCAAGAGUGAUAUCCCAUCUUAUGCAACAUUUGUAGACGGAAAAUACCGCAAGUUUUAA
Molecule: messenger RNA, 708 nt
Organism: Neoarthrinium moseri
Lineage: Eukaryota; Fungi; Ascomycota; Sordariomycetes; Amphisphaeriales; Apiosporaceae
Exons: 3
Coding region: 1-708 (235 amino acids)
Source: RefSeq, a predicted model, not a curated record